AAAGUUGUUCGUUUCGAAAUUGUAAAUCUCCAGCCCUCUCUCUUUGAACCGGCAAUGGCGCUUUCCUUUGCUUUCCGAGAAAGGCUUGAACAAAUGGAACAAAGUAGAAAUCAGCGCCUCUCUCUCCUCCAGGCAGAGAAGGAGCUGCAAGCGGACAAGUAUCGGGAUUUGGAAGCGAAGCUCGCUAAUAUCCGAUCUAUGGAACAACGCUGCUUGUUGCUCGAUCAAAAGAUCGCAUCACAAAACUUGAAAAUCUCCACUCUCAAGUCCGAGGUCGAAGACCUAUACGCCAAAUACGAUGAGAGUUCCGCUCAAUUGAAGGUUUUGAAGAGUGAGUUGGAGGAGCUUGAGCAGGUAGAGAAGGAGAAGGACAGGUUUUACGAAUUGAAAGGAAUAGAGAUGGAGAAGUUUAAGAAACAUGCGGAGAGGUUUCUGGUGGAGUCUCGGAUACAAGUAGAAGGAUUGAGGAACAGAGUAAAUGAGGUGAAGUUGAGAACCUCACUAAUCACCGUAUAAUUUUCUGAAAUCUGAACUUGGAAUGGUAAUUAGGCAUUCUGGACAGAAAUUUUCUCAUUGAGGAUGCACAAGUCUUUAGGCUUUUUGUGCAGAAAUUCAAAUUCGUAUCUAGUUCAAAUGCAUAUGUUGGUUAUACGCAGAAACUCUCCAAUAUAGACUCUUGGGUCUUGGCUGAUGCAGGUGUAUUUCUGCUAGAAAUCUCCAGUUCCAAACUAGGUUUAGGACAAACUCAUUCCCAAUUUUCCACUGAUUUUAACAGUUCUUUUUAUGGCAGUGUUAUCUUGGAAGCUUCUUGUGUUCAAAUGCUCCUCUUUUCAACUUGUUGGGGUUGAAUUAUUUGCUGAAAUGUAUUUGGGACAACACUUCCUGAGACUUGAG
This is a messenger RNA of Rubroshorea leprosula, 894 nucleotides long. The record is from the annotation of a GenBank genome assembly. NCBI's taxonomy places the organism in Eukaryota, Viridiplantae, Streptophyta, Magnoliopsida, Malvales, Dipterocarpaceae.